Glycine soja is the source of this 2873-nucleotide messenger RNA. RefSeq names its product probable LRR receptor-like serine/threonine-protein kinase At2g23950. NCBI's taxonomy places the organism in Eukaryota, Viridiplantae, Streptophyta, Magnoliopsida, Fabales, Fabaceae. The transcript is spliced from 11 exons. The record is from RefSeq and is a predicted model, not a curated record. Gene Ontology annotation, biological process: protein phosphorylation. Gene Ontology annotation, molecular function: ATP binding; protein kinase activity; protein binding. Bases 244 to 2160 code for a protein of 638 amino acids.
UCUGAUGGACGUUUUGAUUCUGGCGGGCUCCCUCACGUUCUUCUGCCUGAGUAAAAAGCAAAGCAAGCCACACACAACACAAAAAAGAAAAAAGAGGAGAGAGAGAGAGAGAGACACCACCGGUCCAGUCUAGUCUAGGAGUCUUGUUCUUCCAUCUCAACCCGGCCUUUGCUGACGUGCUUCUCUUACUCAUUACUUAAUAUCAUAUCACCCUCUGUCCCUCCCUCCCUGUUCCAUGCUCUCAUGGCUCUCCACUCUCUCUUCUUCUUCUUCUUCUUCUUCUUCUCACGCUACACUCUCUCUUCCGCUUCCCAGCCUCGCAACCCCGAAGUGGAGGCUUUGAUGUACAUUAAGGCAGCUCUCCAUGACCCACACGGCGUCCUCAACAACUGGGAUGAAUACUCCGUCGACGCUUGCAGCUGGACCAUGAUCACUUGCUCUUCUGAUUACCUUGUCAUAGGCCUUGGAGCGCCUAGCCAAUCUCUCUCCGGAACUUUAUCUCCAUCUAUCGGAAAUCUAACAAAUCUUCGACAAGUAUUACUGCAGAACAACAAUAUCUCAGGCAACAUACCACCGGCACUUGGAAACCUUCCCAAGCUUCAGACAUUAGACCUUUCCAAUAACCGUUUCUCAGGGCUGAUUCCUGCAUCUCUUAGUCUAUUGAAUAGUCUCCAGUACUUGAGACUCAACAACAAUAAUUUGUCCGGAUCCUUUCCAGUGUCACUGGCCAAAACCCCACAGCUUGCUUUCUUGGACUUGUCUUAUAACAAUCUCAGUGGACCAUUGCCAAAGUUCCCAGCCAGGUCAUUCAAUAUUGUGGGGAACCCAUUAGUUUGUGGAAGCAGCACCACUGAAGGUUGCUCUGGGUCAGCAACCCUCAUGCCCAUUUCUUUCUCCCAAGUGUCAUCAGAAGGAAAACACAAGUCUAAAAGACUAGCAAUAGCACUUGGGGUCAGUCUUAGCUGCGCCUCCCUCAUCCUUUUGCUUUUUGGGCUAUUGUGGUAUAGAAAGAAACGACAGCACGGAGCCAUGCUUUAUAUCAGCGAUUGUAAGGAAGAGGGAGUUCUUAGCUUGGGAAAUCUGAAACAUUUCAGUUUCAGAGAGCUGCUACAUGCAACGGAUAAUUUCAGCUCUAAGAAUAUUCUUGGUGCUGGAGGCUUUGGCAAUGUCUAUAGGGGGAAGCUUGGAGAUGGCACAAUGGUGGCAGUGAAAAGGCUGAAAGAUGUAAAUGGUAGUGCUGGUGAAUCACAGUUCCAAACCGAGUUGGAGAUGAUCAGCUUGGCAGUUCAUCGCAAUUUACUUCGCUUAAUUGGAUACUGUGCUACUCCUAAUGAGAAACUUUUGGUUUAUCCUUAUAUGUCUAAUGGCAGUGUGGCCUCCAGGCUCAGAGGAAAACCAGCUUUAGAUUGGAACACAAGAAAGAGGAUAGCAAUUGGAGCUGCCAGAGGUCUUCUGUAUUUGCACGAGCAAUGUGAUCCAAAGAUAAUACACAGAGAUGUUAAGGCUGCCAAUGUGCUUCUGGAUGACUAUUGUGAGGCUGUUGUUGGAGAUUUUGGCCUUGCAAAGCUCCUUGACCAUGCUGAUUCCCAUGUCACAACUGCUGUCCGUGGCACUGUUGGACACAUUGCACCAGAGUACCUCUCCACCGGCCAAUCAUCUGAGAAAACAGAUGUCUUUGGAUUUGGCAUUCUCUUGUUAGAGCUCAUAACUGGAAUGACAGCACUCGAGUUUGGGAAAACAGUGAAUCAAAAAGGUGCUAUGCUAGAGUGGGUUAGGAAAAUACUACACGAAAAGAGGGUUGCAGUGUUGGUGGACAAAGAGCUAGGAGACAAUUAUGAUAGAAUAGAGGUGGGGGAGAUGCUGCAAGUUGCUUUACUGUGUACUCAAUAUUUGACAGCCCACCGCCCUAAAAUGUCUGAAGUGGUUCGAAUGCUUGAAGGUGAUGGGCUUGCUGAGAAGUGGGCAUCUUCACAUAAUUACGGUAAUCAAGACAUGAACCCCAGCCACGGCAACAAUAGCAAUACUUCAUCCCGCCCUACCUCUGCUUCAAAACAUGAUGAUGACGUUCAUGACCGUUCCAGUAUGUUUGGCAUGACAAUGGAUGAUGAUGAUGAACAGUCUUUGGAAUCCUAUGCAAUGGAACUCUCUGGUCCUAGAUAAACAGUAAAUGUGGAAAAGAAAACAGCAAGAUAGAAAAGGAGAAAGAAAGAAAGGAGUUUUCUUUGCCAUAAAUCUUAAUUAGCUUUUCUUUUCCUCUUCUUAAUUAGCUUUGCUUAUUCUAGGAUAAUUAAUAUAUAUAUAUAUAUAUAUAAAUCAAAUCAAAUGUAUAUAUAUUCUAAAAUUUUUGUCAUUUGGGUUUGUAAUAUUGUAAAUAAACAAUUUAGUAUUAUUAGUGCAUUUGUACUCAUGUUGUGCUGCAUUUGGGUGGAAAAUAUGUAUAAUGGUAGAAAAUGGGGUAGGUGGGUGCGCAAUACGCACGGUAGACUUUGUAUAGGGUGGACAGGGAACAUCAUCAGAUUCUUUCCUAUCGAUUGUGAAGCUGAAGCAGCAGCAGAGGCAAGAGGGUGUGUUUCCACAGAAUGAUAUUUGACUGAAGAUGAAGAUGGGCAUGCAUCUUGCAGUGUCCUCUCAGUUUGUCUUGUUCAAUAUGUAUGUUCAAACUUGAAAGCAUCAGUUUCAAUAUGUAUGUUCAAACUUGAAAGCAUCAGUGUGUGAUGGUCACGGUCUGAGAGCUUUUGAGCUGUUAGAGGUCAUUGUCGAUCUGAUAGCUUUGCAGGGUCACGCUUGCUCUUUUUCUCAAUUUGGUGUCUUUUCCUAUGUUCUUUUUACCUUUCUGUCUUCGUUACUCGUAUAGUGCAAUUUUUCCUUUUUUC